Cuscuta europaea is the source of this 1914-nucleotide messenger RNA. NCBI's taxonomy places the organism in Eukaryota, Viridiplantae, Streptophyta, Magnoliopsida, Solanales, Convolvulaceae. The record is from the annotation of a GenBank genome assembly.
UAAAUCCUAUUCCCAGCUGGGGCAGUAGACUUUCAGUAGAUCCCAGGUCGGUAAGAAAUGCAAACGGGCGCUCUACAUUACAGAAACUGCUGCUACCCUUUCCAAUUUCUCACGUCCUCAUCUAUUCUCACCCAAGUUUUGCACCUGUGAAGCUCCGUUUUGGUCAUCACUUCCAAACUCAGAGCUGCUCUAGAACAAAAUUCAGUACUUUCAUGAGGAUAUUUAUAUUAAACUAGGCUAAAAAACAGAAAGUGGAAUCGAAGUGUUUGUAUAUUCUUUGGGUCUACUAAAAGAAUCUGACAUCUAGAGGAAAAACAGUUCAGUUGCUUUUUGGGGAUCUGUUCUGCCCACUUUGAUGACUGGGGUGCAUCCGGCAUAGGACUGACUAUAGGAGACUGGAUCUUGGAAAGCAAAAUUAGCAAUUAGGGUAUCCUGCUGAAAGAGAUUAUUUUCAUAAGUAGACUGAGCUGUUGUGACUUUUGUGUGGAUGGAUGACACUGAGAAUGAUGCUACAAACACGGGGAGGACAAGCGAUGAUUACGGGUCACCUGAUAAUCAAAAGCAUCCUCAUGAUGAAGCCGAAUGGGAUGAUAAUACAAAAAAAGACAAUGACGAGGAGGAGGAGGAAGAAGAAGAGCAUGAGGAGGAAGAUGGUUAUGAGGACAAUGGAGAUUCAAAAAAGUAUCAGAAGAACAGGAGGCUGAACAGCUUGUUAUCUGUUUAUGAGUUGGCGCCUCAGGCGCCUUCUCUUGGUGACUGGUCCGAGCACGAGACAUUCAUUUUACUAGAAGCUUGGGGCCAUAGGUUUGUUAAACAAGGGAGGAAAAGCCUUCUGUUCGAUGAAUGGCAAGAACUUGCAAAAGAAGUGUCUCAAUACUCCAAAGUUAAGAGGACAGACACACAAUGUAGGAACCGUUUGGAUACAUCAUCAUUUUCAUCAUUUUCAUUUACCCCAGUGCCGCAAAGGCUCCCACCUAUGGUGGGGUAAGGGGGGGUCGGAUGUACGCAGUCUUACCCCUGUACUAAAGCACAGAGAGAAUGUUUCCGGAUGACCCAUAGUGAAAAUCGCGUCCAAGAUUGCAUGGACUGACUGCUGCUCCAUAACAAAGAAGCGCAGACAGUUUAGUGAGCCAUUUUGCUUUAUUCCAUCAUAAUCUCAAGCCAAAAAAUAAUGAAUCUUUGGCUCCAUUGCAAAUGAUGGAAAAACCGUUUGGAUACACUGAAGAAGAAAUACAAACAGGAAAAGAUGAAGUUUGGAGAUAGCAAAAGUGUGUUGGGUAGGUGGGUAUACUUCCGAAAGAUGGACGCAUUACUUUCUCCAAACCAUAAACAGCAAGGAGGAGACCUUUCUUGUGGCGUGAACGUAAAAUCUCAUCUAUGUGAAGCUUUUAACAGCAUGGACGUGAUGAGGGGCAGUCCAAUUUCGGAAAAUUCAGAGGGUCUUCUUCUGAAAAGAACAAAGAAAGGACAAACAAGUAGAGGGGAUGAGUCGUCUUCCUUUAAACUACUGGUGGACUCUAUCCAUAAAUUUAGUGAGAUAUAUGAAAAGAUUGAGAGCAGAAAGACUCAACAGUUGCUGGAAUUGGAGAAAAUAAGGAUGGACUUCCACAGAGAAUUGGAAGCACAGAAGCUGACAGAUGCUUGAGCUAGCAAAGGAUGAAAUUAUGAAAAUCGGGGAAGGUGAUUAUGAUGCCUGAGCAUGAGUGGUUUUAGUAGAGUAUAUUUUAGCAUUCUACGUAGUAUUUAGGAUCGUAGUUGUUAGGACUUGGGGUAUAAUUAUAUGAUGACGAUUGUGACUCAAACUUUUCAUGAGGAGUCAUUAUAGAAUUAGCUUGUAAGUAAUAUUAGCAAUUAGCAUGCAGCAGCAUUACUUUAAGAGCCUGUUUGCAGUUUGCUAAGAUGAAAAUAUGCCAG